Molecule: messenger RNA, 1044 nt
Organism: Penaeus chinensis
Lineage: Eukaryota; Metazoa; Arthropoda; Malacostraca; Decapoda; Penaeidae
Product: mitochondrial amidoxime-reducing component 1-like
Exons: 7
Coding region: 1-1044 (347 amino acids)
Molecular function (GO): catalytic activity; pyridoxal phosphate binding; molybdenum ion binding
Source: RefSeq, a predicted model, not a curated record
AUGCAGUCGCCGGCAGCAAUGGGCGGGCGUUUAUCCUGGGGCGUGGGACUGGCCGUGGGGGUGGGCGUGACGACAGCGGCGGGCUGGUGGGCGUGGAUGGCUCUUCGGCGCCGGGCUCUCAGAUGGGAAGAAGUGGGUAUACUAGACCAGCUGGUGAUAUACCCCGUGAAGUCAGCGCGGGGCAUACCUGUUGCUUCAGCCACGGCCAGACGGCAUGGCCUGGCGAGAGACCACAUACAAGACAGGUCAUUCAUGGUGGUACGUGAAAAUGGCAGCUUCGUCUCGGGUCGUCAUGCAGGGAGCCUCAUAACUGUAUCAGUGACUCUCGAGGCUCAUGACCAGCUUAUUCUUCAUGCUCAAGAUGGCUCAGAUAUGCAAGUCGAUCUCCGAGGCGUGAUGAGGAAGCCAGCCAUUGUGGAAGCCAGAAUGUGGGGAAAGGAUGUAAAAGGAAUUGACUGUGGAGACGAGGUGGCAGCGUGGCUAACGCGUGUCCUCUUCGACGGCGAAACGAGAGUUCGAUUAAUUUACAAAGGGGACGUGAUGGAGGAUAGACCUGCUAAUCCGCCACAGUACUUCACCUUUCCACAGUUUCAAGAGACAGAUCGGAUGUAUUACGCCGACACCUGCGCUUACCUCGUAGCCACAGCCUCUUCGUUGCAAGACCUGAACGCUCGCUUGCAAGAACCUGUCCCGAUGAGCUGCUUUCGUCCCAACCUUGUGAUCCAGUGUGAUACGCCCUUCGAUGAGGAUGAUUGGGCCUUCGUCAAAAUCGGGGAGGUCGUGAUGAGGAGACUCAAGCCUUGUGAGAGAUGUAUACAAACAACUAUUAACGUCAACACGGGGGUGCGUCACCCUACAGGAGAACCCAUUACCACUUUAAAGACAUACCGAGUUCCUGAAGAACCAGAAAGGCUUGCCAAACUAUGGAAAAAUAAACCUAUAUUUGGAGUGAACAUGGCCAUCGAAAGUACAGGGGAGCUACACACAGGAGACAUUGUGUACGUGGCUAGGAAAUCUGCCCAUUCUUGGUUCAGAAGCACUUAG